CAGGCGUUUCACGCAUCAGAGGAGCAGAGCCUUCUGUACUUCCUAUGCUCAUACAAUCCUGGCAGCUAAGCUCAUCAUCAACAGCCUCUGUCGACAGGCAGUAAUUCAUAACACCAUGGAGAGCAUGCACACUCUCCUUUUAACUGCUGCUGUUUGCUUUCUCUGUCAAGGCGGUGGCGCCUCCGAGGCUGAGCACCGGCUCUACGCGGCCCUCUUCGAGAGCUACAACCAGUUCGUCCGUCCCGUCAAGAACGUCUCGGACCCCGUCAUCAUCCAGUUCGAGGUGUCUAUGUCCCAGCUGGUGAAGGUGGAUGAAGUCAACCAGAUAAUGGAAACCAACUUGUGGCUGAAGCACAUCUGGAAUGAUUACAAGCUUCGGUGGAAUCCAGCGGACUAUGGAGGUGCUGAAUUCAUCAGAGUACCAUCUGGCCAGAUCUGGAAGCCAGAUAUUGUUUUAUAUAACAAUGCAGUUGGGGACUUCCAGGUUGAUGACAAGACAAAGGCCCUAUUAAAAUACACGGGUGAGGUGACCUGGAUACCUCCGGCUAUAUUUAAAAGCUCAUGUAAAAUAGAUGUAACCUACUUCCCAUUUGACUAUCAGAACUGCACCAUGAAGUUUGGUUCCUGGUCUUACGAUAAAGCCAAAAUUGACUUAGUUUUAAUUGGCUCUACAAUGAACCUGAAAGAUUACUGGGAGAGCGGAGAAUGGGCUAUUAUUAAAGCUCCUGGGUAUAAACAUGACAUCAAAUACAACUGCUGUGAAGAGAUAUAUCCAGACAUCACAUAUUCUCUUUACAUUAGGCGUUUACCUUUAUUUUACACUAUCAAUAUGAUUAUUCCAUGUCUGCUGAUUUCUUUUCUGACUGUAUUAGUUUUCUAUUUGCCUUCAGACUGUGGUGAGAAGGUGACACUCUGCAUAUCGGUCCUUCUAUCUUUAACAGUGUUCCUUCUUGUUAUCACAGAAACCAUACCUUCUACUUCCCUGGUAAUUCCACUUAUUGGGGAAUACCUCCUUUUCACCAUGAUAUUUGUAACUCUAUCUAUCGUCAUUACAGUAUUUGUACUUAAUGUGCACUACAGAACACCCAAGACACACACAAUGCCUGUGUGGGUGAGAACUAUUUUCUUGAACUUACUUCCCAGGAUCAUGUUUAUGACAAGGCCUGCCAGUGAUGAAGAGAAUAAUCAGAAGCCAAAACCAUUUUUCACUUCUGAGUUUUCAAACUUAAAUUGCUUCAACAGUUCUGAAACCAAAUGCUGCAAAGAUGGCUUUGUAUGUCAAGAUAUGGCAUGCAGCUGUUGUCAGUAUCAACGAAUGAAGUUCUCGGAUUUCAGCGGCAAUCUCACAAGAAGUUCAAGCUCUGAGUCUGUAGAUCCUCUGUUUUCACUUUCAGUUCUGUCACCAGAAAUGAGAGAUGCUAUUGAAAGUGUUAAAUACAUUGCAGAAAAUAUGAAAAUGCAGAAUGAAGCAAAAGAGAUUCAGGAUGACUGGAAAUACGUUGCCAUGGUAAUCGAUCGUAUUUUUCUAUGGGUUUUCAUCCUGGUAUGUAUUCUAGGAACAGCAGGAUUGUUUUUACAACCUUUGAUGGCUGGAGAUGAAAUGUAA
Haliaeetus leucocephalus (bald eagle) is the source of this 1606-nucleotide messenger RNA. It is a transcript of the gene CHRNA3, whose product is annotated as cholinergic receptor, nicotinic, alpha 3 (neuronal). Gene Ontology annotation, molecular function: transmembrane signaling receptor activity; acetylcholine-gated monoatomic cation-selective channel activity. Gene Ontology annotation, cellular component: postsynaptic membrane; synapse; neuron projection. Lineage: Eukaryota; Metazoa; Chordata; Aves; Accipitriformes; Accipitridae. The coding region runs from base 116 to 1606 and encodes 496 amino acids. Gene Ontology annotation, biological process: signal transduction; regulation of membrane potential; monoatomic ion transmembrane transport. The transcript has 6 exons. The record is from RefSeq and is a predicted model, not a curated record.